This is a messenger RNA of Truncatella angustata, 1369 nucleotides long. RefSeq names its product methylsterol monooxygenase. Lineage: Eukaryota; Fungi; Ascomycota; Sordariomycetes; Amphisphaeriales; Sporocadaceae. The transcript has 2 exons. Gene Ontology annotation, molecular function: C-4 methylsterol oxidase activity; iron ion binding. Gene Ontology annotation, biological process: ergosterol biosynthetic process. The record is from RefSeq and is a predicted model, not a curated record. Bases 435 to 1361 code for a protein of 308 amino acids.
UACGUAUAGUACACCUGCAUCUGAAUCUGCAUGUGGAUGCGAAUGUGGGUUCCAGAUGAGUUCCUGGGCGUGAUCCGUACAUUCAAUGAUCACUCCUCCUCCAUGGUGUCUAGUGUGGAUCCGGAACUGAGGAAUCCGCGUCGUCCCACAAUGGGGUGGGCAGUUUAAUUGGUCAUUUUUGUUGGCAAGGGUAGCGUCUUUGAAAAUCUCCCAAUCCACCCCCUUAUCGCCUCCUCAACGUUUCGCUCUUAAAAAGAAUCACAUUACUGCUCACAUUCAGGGUGCAACACUCCUUUGAAAGCUGUCUUGUCGCAGUUGCUUCUCUUACCUGUGUGUGUGUGUGUGUGUGAGCUCAAGAGAGAGCUCAAGCGAGCGACUAAUUCAUUCCUUCUUUCCGACCUCGGUCCAGCUGCUCACCUAAUAUCGCCUUAAACAUGGCGGCAAUCAACGCUACUCUUGUUGGUGCUCUCAGCAACUUCACCACCCCCGAUACCUUUACCGGAGUCUUCGACGAGGUCACCAAGUAUAAUGUCCAGCUCAACAUUGUCGAGCGCCUCUGGGCUGCCUGGUAUCUCUGGAUGCAGAACGACACGCUAGCAACCGGAAUUAUGAGCUUCGUCAUGCAUGAAGUUGUCUACUUUGGCCGAUGCCUUCCCUGGAUGAUCAUCGAUCGUACGCCCUACUUCAACAGAUACAAGAUACAAAACCAAAAGAUCCCAACCCUGAAGGAGCAGUGGGACUGCGCCAGCUUGGUCCUGCUUAGCCAUUUCACCGUUGAGCUUCCUCAGAUUUGGCUCUUCCAUCCCAUUGCCACUUAUUUCGGCAUGGACUACGGCGUGCCUUUCCCCUCCAUCUACAAGAUGGCCUUCCAAAUUGCCAUAUUCUUCAUCAUGGAGGACACCUGGCACUACUGGUUCCAUCGCGCUCUGCACUACGGCCCUCUCUACAAGAUGAUCCACAAGCUUCACCAUACCUACUCUGCUCCUUUCGGUUUGGCCGCCGAAUACGCCUCGCCCAUCGAAGUCAUGCUCCUUGCCCUCGGAACUGUCGGAUCCCCCAUUCUCUGGGUCUCACUCACCGGCGACCUCCACCUGUUUACCAUGUACAUGUGGAUUGUCGGUCGUCUCUUCCAGGCCAUUGACUCUCACAGUGGAUACGACUUCCCGUGGAGCUUGCACCACUUCUUGCCCUUCUGGGCUGGUGCACACCACCACGAUGUCCACCACGAGCGUUUCAUUGGCAACUACUCUUCCAGCUUCCGAUGGUGGGACUACAUGCUCGACACUGAGUCUGGCCCCGAGGCUGCCAAGCGUCGUCGUGACAGGAAACUGGCUGCUCUGAAGGCUAAGAAGCAGAACUAAAGGGUUUC